UCGAUGUGCCUUGAAAAGCUCUACAACAUGGUAUAUUUGAUUUCUCAUUUUUUGAAUCGGCCACAUUAUCCAAAAAGGUCCUUUAAACGUCGUGGUCAGAACUUUUGGUAUACCCUAAGUACAUGUAAUAUUUAUAAAUUGAUUUCUUAUUUUAAAAAUAGAAAGAACGUGCUAGAAAACGUCAAGAAUAUUCAUCGCAAGUAGAAAAACAAAUUGGAGAUACAUUCGGAGGACAAAAUAAAUCACCACGAGAUACACAACCGAAAAAACCUUGGCAUUUAAGUAAUGGUGAACAAAAUGAUCCAGAAAAAUUAUCAAAAAGAGAACGAGCUCUUGUAUAUGCAAAAAUUCAAGUUGUCAAAACUCGAUCUCAACAACCAGCAAAUGAUAAAACUAAUGGUUCUGAUCCUACUGAAAAAUAUGUUAAUGGUCUUUUUCCACACAAUGAUGAUGAAGGUUCAGAUAAUGGACGAAAUCAAAGACAUAAUCAAUCAGGCGAUGAUAAUGACGAUUGA
Molecule: messenger RNA, 515 nt
Organism: Rotaria sp. Silwood2
Lineage: Eukaryota; Metazoa; Rotifera; Eurotatoria; Philodinida; Philodinidae
Source: the annotation of a GenBank genome assembly